ACGAUGUGGAGUAAAAAGUCCUCAAAAGAUCCUGACAAGAGGAUAGGACGAGCGCGGGUGUUUCAGACUCGGCGGUGGCCAAAGGAAUCCCAGCCAGCAACCGAAUGUCGCAUCGGAACCUCACGGAACUUUUCCAUAUGCUGCGGAACAAUGCGGUUCACAGUCGGAAUGUGGGAUACGAAAAUCAUUCAGAUAACGAAACCCUCCUGGAUGAUCCGGGAAAAGCGAACGAUCAACCACGAUGGAUCGGGAAGUAUGAUGAGGCCAACUAUUUGCUGUUCAAAAUACAGGAGCGCGUGGAUGAGGUCAAACGGCUGAAAUCCGCUGAAGUAAGGUCCGUGUUGAGUGACGAUAGCGGCCAGAAUCGUACUACGGUAGAAAGUUGUUUGGGGGAAGUAAAAUCGCUCAUUUUUACAUGCCAUGAAAAUGUGAACUCGCUAGCAAAGGCGGCAACUGAUUCGGAGAAGAUGCUGUUGCGAAACAUACAGAAGCACUUUCUCUUCAUGCUUCAGGGGUUAACAGAGCAACUUCGGCAGUUGCAGGCGAACAAGCAGUUGCAACGGUCCUUGGCCACUAGCGAACAGGAUCAGAAGCUGACGGAAAUCAAUUUGAUUGGGCAGCAGAAACAUUCUCCCGUUACGAAAACCCUGCGCUCCCGCAAUUCCGUCGAUACAUUUGAUAACUUCCUGGAGCUGCAUACGGGUGAUGGUCCGGAUGGCGACAAUCAGCAGCUGUUGGAUGACUACUUCCAGUUGCCCGCAACCGGUCUCACGAUAAACCAGAAACAAAUCAUGUUGCUGCAGGCGGAUAACUCUAAGAUGCUGAAGAGCAGGGAGGAUGAGGUGAUCCGAAUGACACAUUCGAUCACUGAUUUGAACGUCAUCUUCAAGGACAUCUCUCAGCUAAUACAGGAGCAGGGUACUGUGCUCGACCGAAUUGACUACAACAUCGAAUCGGCUCAGGUACACGUGAGCGAUGGAUUGCGGCAAUUGAAAAAAACGGAAUCGUACCAGCGCAAGAAUCGUAAGCUCCACUGUAUAACUCUUUUGGCACUAAUGAUUAUGUUUAUGAUCGUACUUAUCAUUUUUACCAAGCUUUAAAGGUUUUUUUUAGGAAUUCUAGGUUUCCAGGGUGUCUCGACGGUAUAAAUUAAGUUCAACUAACCUUUUCCGAUCAUGCAGAGCAUAUUUUAAAGUGUAGGCUAAUAACUUUAACUUAAAUCAUUAUUUUUUGUCUAUCUAUAUAUGAUAAUUUUUACCAAGCUUUAAAGGUUUUUUUUUUAGGAAUUUUAGGUUUCCAGGGUGUCUCAACGGUAUAAAUAGACUUCAACUAAACUUUUUUAAUCAUAAAGAGCAUAUUUUAAAGUGUAAGCUUAUAACUUUAACUUAUAUCAUUAAUUUUUGUCUAUAUAUAUACGGUCACGAUCAUGUUUAUCACGGCAGUCAACAUAAUAAAAUAGUUUAAAAGCG
Molecule: messenger RNA, 1469 nt
Organism: Anopheles darlingi
Lineage: Eukaryota; Metazoa; Arthropoda; Insecta; Diptera; Culicidae
Gene: Syx16
Product: syntaxin-16
Exons: 5
Coding region: 105-1100 (331 amino acids)
Biological process (GO): intracellular protein transport; vesicle fusion; vesicle-mediated transport
Cellular component (GO): membrane; SNARE complex; endomembrane system
Molecular function (GO): SNAP receptor activity; SNARE binding
Source: RefSeq, a predicted model, not a curated record